UGAUUUUAAAGUAUAAUUUAAUAAAUUUUAUCACAAUUUUUUUCUCAUUUUGUGCCAUAUUUUCACUGAUCUAAUAGUUAUUUGAUCUUUUAUAUUGUUAUAAAAAUUAUAUUAUAUUUUUUAGUCAUUAUUUUGCUAUAAAUAUAUCUCAAAGUUAUUUAAAUAACAUUUGUCUGGGAUUUACAUUGAAUUCAAUAUUUGAAGGAAUAGUUAAAUGAAUAUUCAUUGAUAUAUAAAUAUUGUUUGCAUUUCAUUGAAAUUAAUAGUAUAUUGUAUUUGAAUUAAUUGACUGAUUUGAAGACAUGCCACGCAUCGAGAAAGGCGUCAAAUUAGACUUCAAAGAUGUCUUAUUAAGACCCAGAAGAUCAACACUUAAGAGUAGAUCUGAAGUUGAGUUGACUCGAAAAUAUCAUUUUCGUAACUCUGGUCAGGAAUACACGGGUAUACCAAUAAUAGCGGCCAAUAUGGACACCGUUGGUACGUUUGAGAUGGCAUUGGCUCUUAACAAACACACCUGUUUUACGACAAUACAUAAACAUUAUUCAUUGCAAGAGUGGAUGGAUUUCGCGGCUAAUAAUCCAUCGGUUUUAACUAAUGUGGCCGUAAGUUCGGGUAUCGGUCAACAAGAUUUGGAUAAAUUAUCACAAAUUCUUCAGAAUAUUGCGGAAAUAAAAUACAUUUGUCUGGAUGUGGCCAACGGGUAUUCAGAACAUUUCGUUGAGUUCGUCAAACAGGUCCGCAAUCUAUUUCCAAAUCAUACAAUAAUGGCUGGAAAUGUAGUAACGGGUGAAAUGGUUGAAGAGCUGAUUCUGGCGGGCGCUGACAUCAUCAAAGUAGGCAUUGGUCCGGGAUCUGUCUGUACUACUCGCAAGAAGACUGGUGUCGGUUAUCCACAAUUGUCAGCAGUUCUUGAAUGUAUGGAUGCGGCUCACGGAUUGGGAGGCCAUAUAAUCUCGGAUGGUGGCUGUACCUGUCCGGGAGAUAUCUGUAAAGCGUUUGGUGCCGGAGCCGACUUUGUUAUGUUAGGAGGAAUGCUCUCGGGUCACGACCAGUGCGGCGGUGAAAUUGUGGUCAAACCGAAUGGUAAGAAAGUUAAACAGUUUUAUGGUAUGAGCUCUGAGACAGCUAUGAACAAACAUCACGGAGGGGUCGCUGAAUAUCGUGCUUCUGAGGGCAAGACAGUAGAAGUGCCCUAUAGAGGGGAUGUCGAGUUCACUAUUCUUGAUGUCUUAGGUGGUCUACGAUCUGCCUGUACUUAUACCGGUGCCUCAAAACUUAAGGAACUACCUAUACGUACUACUUUUGUUAGAGUCACUCAACAAACUAAUGAAAUCUUUAAAAUGAUGGAAAUUGAUAACUAAAUUAUCAAUUUAUAAAUUCAAUAUUUUUUAACUUUUAAUCAGUAUUUUCUCUUAUUUUUAAAUAUAAUCACUAUUUGCCAAAUUGUUAUAAUUAAUUUUUACAUAUUUUAUCUUUGGAUCUGAUAUAAUAUAAUAUACUUUAUACAGUAUUAUUUCUCGUUUGUAUAAGUAAUUUAUA
Oppia nitens is the source of this 1539-nucleotide messenger RNA. RefSeq names its product GMP reductase 1-like. Lineage: Eukaryota; Metazoa; Arthropoda; Arachnida; Sarcoptiformes; Oppiidae. Bases 303 to 1361 code for a protein of 352 amino acids. Gene Ontology annotation, cellular component: GMP reductase complex. Gene Ontology annotation, molecular function: GMP reductase activity. Gene Ontology annotation, biological process: nucleotide metabolic process. The record is from RefSeq and is a predicted model, not a curated record. The transcript is spliced from 3 exons.